Messenger RNA from Magnolia sinica, 4887 nucleotides. RefSeq names its product disease resistance protein At4g27190-like. Gene Ontology annotation, molecular function: ADP binding; protein binding. The transcript has 3 exons. The record is from RefSeq and is a predicted model, not a curated record. Lineage: Eukaryota; Viridiplantae; Streptophyta; Magnoliopsida; Magnoliales; Magnoliaceae. The coding region runs from base 33 to 3308 and encodes 1091 amino acids.
CAUUUAUUCUUAGUUGUUGCAACUUUCAAGGUAUGAUAUGUCCACCUCUAUUGUGUGUUGCAGUGACUAUGGAUUUUUUUAAGGUUGUUCUUGAAGUCGUGAAGUUUUUGUGGGAUCCUCUUGCUCGACAGAUAAGUUAUGUGAAGAAUCUGAAUAAAAAUGUGGAGGAUUUGAGAAAGAAGAUGGAUGAAUUAAUUAGUAAAGAAAAUGAUGUGACUAAUGAAAUUGAGAGAGCUACGUUGCAAAGGAGGGUUCCCUUGGAAGAAGUGAACAACUGGUUGAAAGAUGUCGAAAAUGUUAAAAAGGAAGUGACGGCCAUUGAGAAAGAAUUUGCUGAAUGUGAGAGAUGCUGCAAUGGAUGUGUGCCCAAUUGUUACACAGGUGGAAAAUUAAGCAAAAGAGCUUUGGAAAAAGCUUCUAAAGUGCACGAGCUCAAGCAAAAAAGUUUAUUUCAGGGUGGAGUUGCAGUCGAUCAGCUACCGGCAACAGUACAUACCCUACCCACAACAUCUCUAGAAGGUAAAACAUCAGCCCAAAAAACUUUAGAGCAGAUUUUGGAUUGUAUAAUGGAUGCAAAAAUAGGAAUGAUUGGCAUAUAUGGAAUGGGAGGGGUCGGGAAGACGACCAUCGUGAUGAACAUUAACAAUCGUCUCAAGGAUGCCAAGCUUUUUCAUAGUAUUAUCUGGGUGACUGUGUCUCAAGAUCUUAAUUUGAAUAGGCUACAAGCAGAUAUUUCCAAGAAAGUUGAAUUGGACUUGCAAGAGGGUGAUGAUGAAAUGAGCAGAGCAACAACAUUAUAUGAAGCGUUAAUGAAGAGGCAGAAGUUUUUGCUCAUCCUAGAUGAUAUGUGGAAUGAUUUUUCACUAGAAAAAGUUGGAAUUCCUAAACCUGGUAAAGAAAAUGGUUGCAAGAUAGUAUUGACAAGUCGGUCAUUGGAUGUUUGUCGUCGAAUGAAGACGGAUAAAAACAUUAAAGUAGAAGUACUUUCUGAAGAACAAGCAUGGGUUUUAUUCAAAGAACAUAUUGGUAACAACGUGGUGCUAGCAUUAGAAGCACAAGCUCUCGCGAAGCUUGUGGCUAAAGAAUGUGGAGGUCUACCACUGGCACUCAUCGCGGUUGGUGGGGCUCUUAGAGAUGUUGAUGAUAUUCAUGAAUGGAGGAAUGCAUUGAAGCAAUUGAAAGGAUCAGCGAUUGAAAUCGAAGGUAUGGAGGAUGAUGUCUUUAGGCGUCUAAAGUUCAGUUAUGACCGCUUGAGCAAUGACAAGAGUCGUGGUUGUUUCUUGUACUGCUCAUUGUAUUCAGAAGAUUAUGAUAUCCCUGUAGAAGAAGUGAUUAAAUAUUGGAUUUGUGAGAGAUUAAUAGAUGAAGAAAGAAAUAUUGAAGUUGAGUUUGACAACGGGCAUUCCAUGGUGAACAGACUCGUACGUGCUUGCAUGCUAGAAACUUUCAUCAAUGAUGAUUCGGUUAAGUGUAUAAAGAUGCACGACUUACUUAGGGAUAUGGCAAUCGGAAUAACCAAGCAAAAACCUUGCUUCAUAGUCAAGGCUGGGAAUAGAAUGGAAGAGCCUCUGAAAGAUGAGGAAUGGUUAGAAGAUGUUGAGAGGGUUUCAUUGAUGAGGAACAGAAUCCACAGCCUCUUAGCAACCCCGAACUGUCGUAAACUCACUACUUUGUUUUUGCAAGGUAAUCCUCUUCAAGGUGAUAUCUCUCCAUUUUUGUUUCAGCAUAUGUGUGGCCUCAGAGUUCUUGAUCUCUCCUAUUCUGACAUCGAGUGCCUGCCCGACUCGCUUUCUGAUUUGGUGAACCUCCGUGCGCUGGUACUAAGAAGAUGCCGCAAUUUAUCCAUAGUUCCUUCACUAGCAAAACUAAAAGAGCUGAGGUUGUUGGACCUCUCUUCCACAUACAUCAAGGUACUUCCGCACGGAAUGGAAGGAUUAACAAACCUAAGAUUCCUUGACUUAUCAGAUAUGUACAGUUUGGAACGCAUUGAGACAGGAGUAAUAUCUAAGCUUCUCCGUCUUGAACAGUUUAUGGCAGUGGGCAACAAAUUUAUUCAAGCAUUAAUGCCCCGAGAAAAAAAUGUAUUAGAUGAGAUGGCAAGUCUAACUCGGUUGGUUCAUCUUAGACUCUCCUUUCCUAACCGGGUCACUUUCUCACACUAUCUUCAAUUUGGGCACUGGCGAACGUUGAAGAAAUUCACUUUGAUUGUAGGAGUUGUGAGCCUGUCGAUUAGUAAUAAUAGGUGGUCUUCUUACCAUAAAGUAGAUGAAAUCGACUUUUUUUAUGAGUCAAAGCAUAUGGUAGUGCUCAGAAAGCUGUCAGUUGGCACUAAAAGAAGUCCUCUCUUUCUGCCUGCCAACACAGUUGAGUUGGCCAUUAACAAAUGCACAAAUUUCUCCCGACUCUCGCUUCUCUCUUUACCGAAUGUAGGGGGAUUGAAAUACUGCAUUAUUGUUGAGUGCAGCUGCGUGAAGUCCGUUUUGUCAGCCAAAGAUAAUGUCUAUUUCCUCACCACUGUAGAGCACUUAAGCCUUGGAGACCUACCAAAUCUGCGAACUGUUUGUUCGGGAGUUGCGACACCUGGCACUUUUCAAAGCUUAAAGACCAUAAUGAUCGCUGAAUGCCACAGGCUGAAGAGUCUCUUUUCGGCUGGGUGGUUGAAGAACCUUUGGAACCUUGAAAAAAUUUGCAUCGAAGAAUGCAAUGGGAUGGAAGAGUUGGUAGCCGAGGAGAAAGAAGAAGAGAUAACUGCAAUAGCAUACGGCAGCAAUAAUGACAUUCCCAUCACAUUGCCUAUGUUAAAGAAUCUCUAUAUUUCAGAUGUAAAUAAAUUAAAGAAGAUUUGCAGCAAGGUAAUUAUGUGCACUUCUAUGGUCUCCAUUAUAAUAAAAGGUUGUCCUAAGCUGCAGAAGAUCCCUUUCUCCAUCGGCACUUCAUCUGUGACUUUUAAAGGAGAGAUUAGGGGAACAGGAAAGUGGUGGGAUAAAUUGCAAUGGGACGAUCCUUCCACUAAACCUCUCCUACUCCCCCUUUUCAAAGAAGUGAAAGGAAACGAUGAUGCUGAUGACAACGACAAGGACAAUAACAACAACAAUGAUGAUGAUGAAGAUGACACUGACAUCGAUGAUAAUGAUGUAGAAGAAAGAGAAGAAGAAGGAGAAGGAGACGACCACGACCACGACCACGAUGAUGAUGAUGAAGAAUCUGAAAAAGAAGAAUCUGAUGAUGAUGAUAAUGAAUCUGAAAAAGAAGAAUCCGAUGAUGAUGAUGAAGCUGAGAAAAAAGAAUCAACCAUUUCAACAAAAUAGAAGAUGGCAAAAUAAGAAGGUUAUGCGAGAUGGAGUGAUGAUUUCGAGUGGAAGAGUCUAGCAAUCAGAUGGCUUGGAUCAUUCAAUGGCGUGUGCUUUUUUUCGUACCAGGGACAUACAUGACACAGAUGGAAGAGUCCACCUGUAGGAUGAAAUGCUCAGGUCAAUUCGAUCUUAUUUAUCCAAUUAGGGUUUUAUUAAUGUUAUCAGAUGAGGCCAAAUCUGCUGUUUGUGAUGAACCAUGAAUUUUCCUGAUGUGCACUUAGUUUGUGUACGUGAGGCCAUGGCUGUUUUAUCCAAGCCAUUGAUCUGAUCGCACCUAUAAUGGAUCGAUCGAUGAAGUAUUUGCAAUUGGUCAGCUCUAACCUUUCCAUUGUUGGCAUGCAAUGUAUGGUUGAGAAGAAAUCCACCCCAAGAUCAAAAAGUCAAUGGUUAGGAUCUUCCCCUUUUGGAGAUUUGUUUUCUGCACACGUCCACAGAUCAAUGGCUUGGAUUAAAAAAACCGUGGGCCACCCAUUACAAACUAGGUGGAUGAUAAGAACCAUGUUAGUCACAACGAGGAAACCCGAUCGAGCUCUUAUGUAUAGAUACACAUAUACAUUUGUACAUAUACAUAUACACAUGCAUACAUAUAUACAUAUGUAUAUAUGUUCAUAUAUUUCAUUGAACAGUUUCAAUUGAUCCAUUCUUGCACCUAUAUAUACACGCGCGCUGGAUGAAAAUGAAGAGAUGGAUGGGAAGGUCCAAAACACUUGGGUACCUUAAAGUACCUACAACCUAAUGUGCUUAAAAUCUAUGUUGUUUAUUAGGUAAACAUACCUUGGUUGUUAUGAUUUGAAAAAUUAGGCUGAUUUAACUGUUUGUUUACCUUGGUUGUCAUGAUUUGAAAAAUCAGGCUGAUUUAACUGUCAAAUGGGCCACUUUGUAAACUCACACCUAAAACGUCUAAAUUUAUGUGGUAUAUAUAACCCAGAUCUUUAAGUACUGUAACUCUUGCAUAAUUCUUUUAUCAUGACAAGGGACACCAAAUGAAUGGAUUGGAUGACACACUAACACUAAGCUAGGCGCAAAAGUAAUGGUGAGAGCUCCUUUUUAAAUGUUCCUUAUGAUGUGGACCACCUAAGUUUUGGAUUAUCACGAUUUUUGGUUUUAAUAGUUAGAAUGCGCCGGUGACCUGAUGGACAGCAUGGAUCUCAUGAAAGUUCCCCCACGUGGCACUUAGCUAUAUAUGAGUUACCAGCUAUUAUUGAGAGAAGUCACUUUUGGUUAGAGAGAAGUUGAGGCUCAUCAAGGUUUUUAGCUUUUUUCAGAAAAUACAAACACUCCAGUGGCAUUUGCAGGUACACCGAUGGAUCCUCAUGUGGUACCAUUUAAAGUUAACUAUCCAUGUUGUGGACCUAAAGUUAUGGUUUUGAUUUGUUAGAGUUGUUUGGGGUAACCUUCUAGAUUAAGGCCUUUCCUUUUUUAUUUUAUUAAGAUGUGUAUCUCUUAAGAUUUCUACAAAUGUCUGCCAGAACCUAGCAUCUCUCUAUAUAUUCUCGCAGUUGUUAAUGGAAUAAACAUGUAUUACGGUUUCUAC